GUUAUAACGCCACUACCUUAUAUAAACACUUGGUCUUCGUUCUCGCAUUUUGCUGAGCAGAGUUUGGACCCCUUAUUAUACAAAAACAGUAUUCUCUUGCAUUUCUUUAAUUUCUCUCUUAUUAUCUUCUUGAUCUCUAAUGGCCACAACAAAGAUUCUGGUGAUCGGAGGAACCGGGUGGAUCGGAAAGUUCAUGGUGGAAGCGAGUGCUAAAGCUGGAUAUCCCACCUUUGCCCUUGUUCGAGACUCCACUCUUUCUAGCCCUGCAAAAGCUUCCAUCAUUCAAAAAUUCAACACCUUGGGCGUUAACCUUGUUUUGGGAGAUAUACAUGAUCAUGAGAGUUUGGUUAAGGCGAUAAAACAGGUGGAUGUGGUGAUCUCUACUGUGAGUUACAUGCACUUACCCGAUCAAUAUAAGAUUAUUUCUGCCAUCAAAGAAGCAGGAAACAUCAAGAGGUUUUUUCCUUCAGAAUUUGGAAAUGAUGUGGAUCGUGCUGAUGAAUCAGUGGAUGAGGGAAAGGAAUUAUUUGAUACUAAAGUCAAUAUCCGCAGAACCAUUGAAUCUGAAGGAAUUCCCUAUACAUAUGUGGUGGCUAACUUCUUUGCUGGACACUUCCUACCCACCCUCUCACAACUUUUUGUGCCCAUACCACCCACCCCAUUUGAUAAAGUCAUUAUCCUUGGAGAUGGAAACCCCAAAGCUGUUUUUAACACGGAAGAGGAUGUUGCUGCUUUUACCAUCAAAGCUGUUGAUGAUCCAAGAACACUAAACAAAGUUCUCUACAUUAGACCCCAGGCGAACACCAUAUCAUAUAAUGAACUAGUACCUCUCUGGGAGAAGAAGACUGGGAAGACUCUUGAAAGAGUUUAUAUUCCAGAGGAGCAGAUUUUCAAGCUAAUUAAAGAGUCAUCAUUUCCCUUCAACAUGGGCCUGGCAAUUGCUCACGCUGCGUUUGUGAAGGAAGAACACACUAACUACGAAAUUGAUCCCUCAUUUGGAGUAGAAGCUUCUCAGCUUUAUCCAGAUGUCAAAUUCACCACUGUGGAUGAGUUGUUCAAGGAACACGAUGGUUCCACACCAUUUUACUUAAACCAAUUUAUACAAGCUAACUAAUUGAGUUGUUGGGGGGUUGUUUCACAUUUAUAUAUAGAGAAUCAAAUCUUUUGUUGACUUUGUUGCUAAUCAGGAUGUUAUAUACAAAUGGAUUGUUGUGAGUGAGUUGUAAAAUUACGUUGGCUCUUUUCUACUUGAGAGUGUUCUCAAUAAAUUUCAUUAUUAAUAAA
Molecule: messenger RNA, 1284 nt
Organism: Lotus japonicus
Lineage: Eukaryota; Viridiplantae; Streptophyta; Magnoliopsida; Fabales; Fabaceae
Product: phenylcoumaran benzylic ether reductase Pyrc5-like
Exons: 5
Coding region: 140-1114 (324 amino acids)
Molecular function (GO): oxidoreductase activity
Source: RefSeq, a predicted model, not a curated record